This is a messenger RNA of Magnolia sinica, 1274 nucleotides long. RefSeq lists its product as uncharacterized. Gene Ontology annotation, cellular component: SNARE complex; endoplasmic reticulum. Gene Ontology annotation, biological process: retrograde vesicle-mediated transport, Golgi to endoplasmic reticulum. Gene Ontology annotation, molecular function: SNAP receptor activity. The coding region runs from base 284 to 1009 and encodes 241 amino acids. The record is from RefSeq and is a predicted model, not a curated record. Lineage: Eukaryota; Viridiplantae; Streptophyta; Magnoliopsida; Magnoliales; Magnoliaceae. The transcript is spliced from 9 exons.
CAUUUGGGUAGCCUCUUUCUUUUGUUUUCCUCAGAAAAAAGAUUUUGUUCUGUCACACGAACCCAUCGAUCACAGCACGAAUGAGAAGCAUAAAUCCUCUAACAAAGGAAAAAAUGGACGGAUGAGAGAUGAGGAUUGGGUUUGAGAUCUACGAUUGGGAUUAGUUCCAAGUCCAACUAAGCUUACCGCCAUACACAUGUGAUUGUAGAAAUGGUUAAUCAAUCUGUCCAUCUGGUUGGCCAUAUCGUGGAUGGCCCCCGAUAGAAGAACUAUGUAAAUAGUCAUGGGAUUCAGUAAGACUGAAGUGAACUUAAGGAGGUUGCUUGCUGCUGCACCUCAGCAACAAAAUCAGGCAAAGCUCAUACAUUAUGUUGCUACUUUACGGGAACAACUAGAACAAUUGGGAGCAGAGACAACCCCAGAGGGCCUACCGAGGAUUUCUAAAGCAAAGGUGAAUGAGUAUUCGGAGAAGAUUGAAGCUCUAGCAGCCAAAUUAGCUGCUCAGCCGCCUUCUGUGCCAGGAUCCUUGGAGUCAGUUGAUGAAAUCCAAAUUGGGCAAAGUCCUACCAGAACUGAGGAAGAUGGAGCUCUUCUGUCCCCCUCCCGAGGAUUGAGAAGGAGAUUUGGAACUCCCAAGAAAGCUGAAGAAAGAAUUCAUGAGAUCGUAGAGAGCGAUCCUUCAAAGCCCAUUAAAUUGGAUGCUGCCGCACAAGCACACAUUGAAAAGCACAGAAAGCUUCAAGAGGAUUUGACAGAUGAAAUGGUUGGGUUAGCACAACAACUGAAGGCGAGUAGCCUCAUGAUGAACCAAUCCGUGCGAGACACUGAGAAGAUACUUGAUUCGACUGAGAGGGCUGUGGAACAUAGCUUGGCGAGCACUGGGCAUGCAAAUACACGCGCCAUGGAGAUUUAUUCUGAGAGUUUCAAGACCACGUGCUUCACAUGGAUCAUAAUCUUCAUCAUGACUUGCAUCUUCGUUAUGGUUGUUCUUCUCAUCCGUGUAACUUGAUGGGCCUCUGAUCCCAUGCCAUAAGACCAUUUCCCAUUUCUCCGAAGCUCUGUGAAAUGGGAACUGCUUACUCUUGUUUUCUCGAAUCUAUGCAUGUUAUGUCAAUUUUAUAAUGGAUGCAUGGGUGCAGUGGAGUGAAAAAUUAGCACCCCACCGACGGCAUUGGUGGAAUCAUGAUUUUGAAUUCAUUUUCUGAUCUAUUUCUCGAGUACAAACAUUGUUUAAAAUAUUGAUAUUGGGCCCCAUCGGCCUUCGCCAUUACCAA